Miscanthus lutarioriparius is the source of this 230-nucleotide messenger RNA. The record is from the annotation of a GenBank genome assembly. Lineage: Eukaryota; Viridiplantae; Streptophyta; Magnoliopsida; Poales; Poaceae.
AUGGCCUCCCCGGCGCCGGCGUCCACCGCGGUCGCCGCGGCCAACGCUCCUCCACCGCGCAUCGGGCUCGCGGGCCUCGCCACCAUGGGCCAGAACCUGGCGCUCAACAUCGCCGAGAAGGGGUUCCCGAUCUCCGUCUACAACCGCACCGCCGCCAAGGUGGACUCCACGCUCUCCCGCGCGCGGGACGAGGGCGCGCUGCCGGUGCUGGGCCACCGCGACCCGCGCGG